This is a messenger RNA of Saitoella complicata NRRL Y-17804, 1092 nucleotides long. RefSeq names its product 2-dehydropantoate 2-reductase. Gene Ontology annotation, molecular function: 2-dehydropantoate 2-reductase activity. The record is from RefSeq and is a predicted model, not a curated record. The coding region runs from base 27 to 1073 and encodes 348 amino acids. Gene Ontology annotation, cellular component: cytoplasm. Gene Ontology annotation, biological process: pantothenate biosynthetic process. The transcript has 3 exons. NCBI's taxonomy places the organism in Eukaryota, Fungi, Ascomycota, Saitoellomycetes, Saitoellales, Saitoellaceae.
CGACAAGACCACCACACCAUUGCAAGAUGACAACAAACAUCCUGGUCGUAGGCGCAGGUGCAAUCGGCGCAUUCUACGCUUCUCGCCUGCAUCAGCCAGACAACGGCGUGCUUGUCAGCGUUGUCUGUCGAUCCAACUACGACGUUGUGCAGAAGGAUGGGUUCACCAUGGAGACGAGAUCGUUUGGCGAAUACAGCUUCAGACCCGCCAACGUCUUCAGAUCACCGGAAAAUGCCAAGUCCUCCAAGAUGCAAUGGGAUUACAUCAUCGUCGCAACGAAGGCGCUACCGGACCAUUCAGACGACAGUGCAAUGCUCGAAGGAUUAGUUACUCCCACAACGAGCAUCGUACUGAUCCAGAACGGUGUCGGGAUCGAGGAGCCAUAUGCGAAGCGUUUCCCACAGAGCUGUGUGAUUAGUACCGUUACCGUCACCUCCGCCGCACAAGUCUCUCAAGGCCAUAUCAAACAGCACCGCUGGACACGCCUUGAGGUCGGUGCAUACCUUGCGCCCUCGAAUUCCACAUCGACAAGUACAUCCAACUCAUCAUCCAGUGCACCAACACUUCCACCAGCUCACGAAUUCGCCACGAAGAAGCUCGUAGAGAUCAUGCACCAAGGAGGAAUCAAGGAUGCAGAAUACUGGGAUCCAGUCGAGAUGCAGCUCGUACGCUGGCAUAAACUCGGCAUUAACGCCGCUUUCAACCCCAGCGCAGUCCUCUGCGGCGGAAUGGGUAACGCAGACAUGCUCCGCGAUCCCGAGCUGAGGACCCACAUCACCGGCGUAAUGCGCGAAAUCGUCCAUGCCGGAACGGCCCUCCACGGCAGGGCGAUGCCAGAAAAGCUGGCGACGAUUGAAGCCAUCUUGAAAUCCACGGAACGGAAUGCGGGAGCAAAGCCGUCGAUGCUAUUGGAUUGGGAAAGCGGAAAGGCAAUGGAGUUGGAGGUUAUUCUUGGGAAUGCGGUUAGGAUGGCGGCGACGAAAGGGGUGGAGAUGCCGAGGUGUCAGAGCAUGUAUGCGUUAUUGAGGAGUCAGUCAAGAUUAAGGGAGGAGAAGAAGAAGUCGAAGCUAUAGCCUGGCGUCUCCGACAAAG